This is a messenger RNA of Nematolebias whitei (Rio pearlfish), 2295 nucleotides long. It is a transcript of the gene shmt2, whose product is annotated as serine hydroxymethyltransferase 2 (mitochondrial). Gene Ontology annotation, cellular component: cytosol; nucleus; mitochondrial matrix. Lineage: Eukaryota; Metazoa; Chordata; Actinopteri; Cyprinodontiformes; Rivulidae. The transcript is spliced from 12 exons. The record is from RefSeq and is a predicted model, not a curated record. Gene Ontology annotation, molecular function: zinc ion binding; serine binding; glycine hydroxymethyltransferase activity. Gene Ontology annotation, biological process: protein homotetramerization; L-serine catabolic process; tetrahydrofolate interconversion. The coding region runs from base 86 to 1591 and encodes 501 amino acids.
ACCCGGCUGGAUCCUCCCACUUCAAACCGUCAGUGGAGCGUGUCAGUGUAGCAGCACUUUUCCCUCUGGACUAACAACUAAAAACAUGCUGUCAUUCGCUCUCAAGCAACUCACACGGCCACUGUACCACCGGGCCCCUGUUUGCCUCAGUGUGCGUCUCCAGCAGUCCCACGCAGCCACCCGUACAUCAGAUGAAGAUCGCCCUUGGACUGGUCAGGAGAGCCUGGCUGAGGAUGACCCUGAAAUGUGGGCUCUGCUGCAGAAGGAGAAGGACAGACAGAGCCGUGGUUUGGAGCUAAUUGCAUCGGAGAAUUUCUGCAGUCGAGCAGCUCUGGAAGCUCAGGGUUCCUGCCUGAACAACAAAUAUUCAGAAGGCUACCCAGGGAAAAGGUACUACGGUGGAGCUGAGGUGGUUGACCAAAUUGAACUUUUAUGUCAGAAACGAGCUUUGGAGGCCUUUGACCUGAACCCAGAGAAGUGGGGUGUCAACGUCCAGCCGUACUCUGGUUCUCCUGCUAACUUUGCUGCCUACACCGCUGUGCUCAACCCCCAUGAACGUCUGAUGGGCUUGGACCUGCCUGAUGGAGGACAUUUGACACAUGGCUACAUGUCUGAUGUGAAGAGGAUCUCUGCAACCUCAAUCUAUUUUGAGUCCAUGCCCUACAAGUUAAAUCCUGCAACGGGACUCAUAGACUACGAGCAGAUGGAGAUGACAGCCAAGCUGUUCCGGCCCAAGCUCAUCAUCGCUGGCACCAGCGCCUAUGCUCGCCUCAUUGACUAUGCCCGCAUCAAGAAGCUGUGCACAGAAAUUAAUGCCUACAUGCUUGCUGACAUGGCUCAUAUCAGUGGUUUGGUGGCAGCCAAAGCAAUCCCCUCCCCCUUUGAUCAUGCUGACCUGGUCACGUCCACCACACACAAGUCCCUCAGAGGAGCAAGGGCUGGUCUUAUCUUUUAUCGUAAAGGUGUUCGCUCAGUGGACAAGAAAGGAAAGGAAAUCAUGUAUGACCUGGAAGACAAGGUCAACUUUUCGGUGUUCCCCUCCCUGCAGGGGGGACCUCACAACCACGCCAUUGCUGGUGUAGCUGUGGCUCUCAAGCAGGCACAAGCGCCAAUGUUCAGAGAAUACAUUGCCCAGGUACUCAAGAACUCCAAGGCCAUGGCUGCAGCUCUCCUCAGUAAAGGCUACACAGUAGUAUCAGGUGGAACCGACAACCACCUGGUUCUGGUGGACCUCCGGCCUAAGGGCAUCGAUGGGGCUCGAGCUGAGAGGGUGCUGGAGCUCGUGUCGAUCACGGCCAAUAAGAACACGUGCCCAGGGGACAAGAGCGCCCUGACCCCGGGUGGCCUCAGGCUGGGUGCUCCAGCCCUGACUUCCAGACAGUUCAAGGAAGAUGACUUUGUCCAAGUUGUUGAGUUCAUGGAUGAGGGUUUUAAGAUUGCAUUGGAUGUGAAAAAGAAGACUGGAAAGCUCCAGGACUUUAAGAACUUCCUUCUCCAGGACCCAGAGACAGUGGCUCGUAUCGCCGAUCUGCGACACCGGGUCGAGGCUUUUGCCAGGCCGUUCCCCAUGCCUGGGUUCCCCGACCAUUAGGCCAGCCCGCGUGGAGCCACUGCUCUGUAACAGCCAGGUGGCAGACAGCUGGCUGGGCAGGCAUGUGCACAGUGAAAAUGGAAAAAUGUCAUGGUAGUGAAAUGUGGAUGGUGCCUGAGAAUUGGAACGACUCAAGUAAAUUUUUCCAGUCUGAUCUCUGGAACCACAUUUUUAUUUUUUUACUUUUUGCUGUCAAUCACAAGUCUAUUCUUGUAAAAUCAUAACCUUCAGUUUGAGGUAAAUAAACAAAAAAAAAAGUGAUGACAGACUUUGUGCAGCAGAAGAACCCUGUUAUCUGUGUUGUGUGAAGAUUAUUCUCAGCUGUCUUCACACUGUUCAUUUAAAGCAAGCGUGAAGAAAAAGAAAAUGUCAAAUCAAAGAAAGACCAACAUUUUGUCUCCGUCUCUGACUUUUCUAAGUGAAAAUAUUAGCUUUAGGACACACACAGUCUUAAUUUUUCUUAAGAUUCCUAACCAGCUUCACUCCUCUUAUUUUCACAGUAAGAUUUGUAGAUGACAGCUUCGUCUGAGGUGUUUUUGUCCAAAUAUAACUUUUAUUUUUCUUUUUUUGAAAACUACUUCAAAAUAGAAACAAGUUUAUUAAAGUAAGAUAAUACAGAAUGUGGAUUGAAUAUAUUUACUUUAUGCAACACUACAAAUCAUGCUCAUAAAAUGUUUAAAACUUCCAUUUCGUAGUGUUAUAAA